GUCCCCAUACCUCUUCCGUGGUCGCAGCAGGACAGGUGGAGGAGGAGACAGGUCUCACACAGUUGACUGAGGGCUGCUGGGCCACCCUAAAAGAAGCAGAGGUCCUGGUAUCGUGACCUCUCUUGGGUACCUUGUUAUCCUAACCAUCUCUGCUGAGUUCUUGGCCAGACACAGUUGCAUUUCUGUGGAGGCCUGGGAAGAUGCUGCCUUUGGAGAGGGCACUGGCCUCCCCAAGAAGCUCCCCACCUCACCCAGAACCACCUACUGUGCGGCCAGAAGAUAGAUCCCAACAGGAAGUGCCUGGUCAGCAGGAGGAAUCCAACCAGGGGGAAGUAAUCAUUAAGCAACAAGAACCUAGCCGGCAGGAGGAACUCAGGAGGCAGGAGGAACCCAUCCAGGAAGAACCCAUCCAGUUGCUGGAACCUAGUCAGAGGGAUGAGCCCAACCAGGGAGAAGAGUCCAGUCAGCAGGAUAAUCCUCUCAAUCAGAGGGAAGACCUCAGUGGACAACAAGAACCCAGUCAGUGGGGUGAUCCUAGUCAGGAGGAAGAACCCAGCCAGUGGGAAGGACCUGGCCAGAAGGAUGUGCCUAUGCAGCAAGAAGAACCUAUGCAGCAGGAUGAGCCUCACCAGUGGGAAGAACUCAUGCAGCAAGAUGAACCUAUGCAGCAGGAGGAGCCCAUGCAGCAGGAUAAACCCAUCCAACAAGAUCCAGUUGAGCAGGAUAAGUCCACCCCACAGGAAGAACUCAUCCAGCAGGAGGAACUUACCCAACAGGAAGAACUCAUUGAGCAAAAGCCAAUUCAGCAGGAUAAACCUAUCCAACAGGAAGAACUCAUCCAGCAGGAGGAAUUUAUUCAGCAGGAUAAGUCUGUCCAAAGGGAAGAACUCAUCCACCAGGAGGAGCCUAUCCAACAGGAAGCAUUCAUUCAAGAUGCUUCUAUCCAACAGGAACUCAUCCAGCAGGAGGAGUCCACUCAGCAGGAUAAGUCCAUCCAAAAGGAAGAAUUCAUUCAGCUAGAGAAGCCCAUCCAGCAGGUAGGGCUCAGCAAACAGAAGGAAACCAGCCAACAGAAAGAGCCUAGCCAGAAGGAUCAACCCAGCCAACAGGAAGAACUCAGCCAACAGGAAGAACUCAGCCAACAGGAAGAACUCAGCCAGCAGGAAGAACCCAGCCAGCAGGAAGAACUCAGCCAGCAGGAAGAACUCAGCCAGCAGGAAGAACUCAGCCAGCAGGAAGAACCCAACCAACAGAAAGAACCCAGCCAACAGGAAGAACCCAACAAACAGAAAGAACUCUGCCAACAGGAAGAACCCAACAAACAGAAAGAACUCAGCCAACAGGAAGAACCUAGCCAGCAGGAAGAACCCAGCCAACAGAAAGAACUCAGCCAGCAGGAAGAACCCAACAAACAGAAAGAACUCUGCCAACAGGAAGAACCCAACAAACAGAAAGAACUCUGCCAACAGGAAGAACCCAACAAACAGAAAGAACUCAGCCAACAGGAAGAAUCCAUACAAAAGAAAGAACCCAGGCAACAGGAAGAGCCUAGCCAAAAGGAUCAAUCUAACCAACAGGAGGAAUCCAGCCAACAGGAAAAGCCUACCCAGCAGAAGGAAACAGAAACCAGCACUGAAAGAUCUGCUGCUGACCUUGAGUUUUCCCGCCUGCGCUUUAGGGAGUUUGUCUACCAGGAGGCAGCUGGACCUCACCAGACUCUGGCCCAGCUUCAUGAGCUGUGCCGCCAGUGGCUGCGGCCCGAGGCCUGCUCCAAAGAGCAGAUCCUGGAGCUGCUGGUUCUGGAGCAGUUUCUGGGCAUCUUGCCAGACAGGGUUCGUCCCUGGGUGGUAGCCCAGUAUCCUGAGAACUGCGAGAAGGCUGCCUCCCUGGUGGAGGGUCUCUCUGACAUCCUGGAGGAGCCAGGAAUGAUGUUGUGUUCCCCGGGUGGGUCAUCAUCUUCAUUCAGCGAGGGAGACUAUGAGAGGUGUCCUGAGCCCCUGCUGCUACCACGUGGGUUGUUGGGUCCCAGCAGAGACCUAAGACCUAGGGACAUCCUUGUACGCCGUGAUACGUCUCCCCUUCUUCCAGCCUGGCCCACUCUGGAAUCUGUACAUCUCGAUGAAAAGCAUUUAGAGGGAGAAAAGAAUGAAGAGGCCAACUCUGUCACAGCUGAGCCAAAGGAGCCUCUACAGUCAGGAUGGGACAACCUGGACCCCACAGAAGAUAACCUGACCAGUUACAGCAAGUUGCUCCUGUCGGGGUGUCAGUUUUUCCAGGCUGGCCCAUCCUCCAUGCUGGAGACAGAACCAGAGGAACCUUGUGUGGCAGAAGAACUACCAGGAGGCAGCCUCCCAGGUGAGGACAGUACGGGGCAGCAGGAAAGCAAAGGAACUAUGUGUGAGGAAGUCUCCAUGGGGGAGACACUGAUGGAGAGGCUUUCAGGGGAUGUUCCUGUUAGUCCUUCGAUAGACACUGCCCAGGAGGAACAGCAACCUCAGAAGGCUCUGGAUGCUGAGGAUGAGGAUUCAAGUCCUGCCAGUCCCCAGAGGCAGUCAGUCAUCCGGCAGUCAGCCCAGGACAAGGCUACUCCACAUAAAGGCACUGGGACAAAGAGGCCUCAUCCAGAUGAUGAGGACGAAGAGGACCCUGAGUGUCCUUCCAGCACCAGCAGCUACAAGCAGUCAUUUGAUGCAGGGAAGGGGCUCCAUGUGGGUGGCCGUGAUUCUGGGCAGGACCCGGGAACUUCUGCUGUGCAAUGCCCUGCAGCUUAUGAGUUUCAUGCAUCCCAAGGGAAGCCCUAUACAUGUAGUGAAUGUGGUGAGGCCUUUGCAUGGAUCUCGAACCUUAUGGAACAUCACAAGAGCCACAGCACUGAGACAUGCUAUGUGAGCCAGGACUGCUAGGACCCCUUCCAGUUCAGCUUGGCUGUGGUCAAGCACCGUAAGAGUUACAUACAAAAAAAGAAAAGCCACGCCCAGAGCCCAUCUCUGCCACAAGCAAAGCCACUGGUGAGAGGAUUGACAGCUCCUAGCGGGUGGGUAGUUUUCCCUGUACAGCCUGAGGUGUAAGAUGAGCGACUGCUAUGAGUAUCCCGUGACAUGACAGUUGUAGUAUGAGUGUUCUUAAGGCACAUGUGUGGUGGUGGCUUCCUGUGGUAUCCAUGGACACAUCUGUGUUACUUUCUGGAUGCUAAUGUGCUGAAAGCAACUGGAAAUGGGUGUGGCCCACAGGAAGCCCUCAUCUUAGAAACAUACUUUGGGCUAAUGUCCUAUCCUGUAAGCCAUCAGCUGUGAGGAAAAACUCCAUUUCUGCAGUGUUUUAAUACCACACAUACUCUGGUCAUUUGACAUUGUACAAAGUGUUACGUUGCCUUAAAGUAUGUGAUGUUUUCUUGAGCCUUCCUUGCCUCAGUUGCUUCUCCUUGAGCUCCCUGUCUGUUCACACAUCUAUUUGGCCUUUUUGUAAAUAUGAAUGUCAGGUUUACUUCUGAAUCCUCAAGAGUAAAAAUUGUUUCUGAGUUCAAGUUACAUGUAUUUUAAUAUAUGGAGUUGCUUGCAAAGAUCACACACACACACAAAAAAAUGCUGAUUUCAGACUGUGUGUUUCAGCCCACUAGUGAAAUUGUGAAGUCCAGUUAGUGGAUGACCACUGGCAUUAUGAAGCAAUGAAGUAGAAUAAAGUAAGUCAGAAUGCAUCAUGCAGUAAAGGCAAAUAUUGUUUCGUGAAACUUCUCAGCUGUGUAUCAUAUGAGAGCUGGCUACCAUGUUAAAUGUAUUUAUUAGGGGGUAUGAUCAAAACAGGUUUAAAAAUACUAACAAAGGUUGAAGAAAUGAUCUGUAUCUGAACUAAGAACCAAAUGUGGCCUACAUAGGUGAUCUUGAGGUUUUGCUUUAACUUCAGAUUACAGCAUUGUUUCUGUUGCCUUACUAUAAAUUUAAUUGCCAUGCAGAUAUAGAAAGGUAUCUCUGUCAGUGUUUGAGGAGGCAAUUUGUGUAACCCCCAAAUCAGAGGCUUACCAUAAUAAAGUAUUUAUUUCUUCAUUCA
Molecule: messenger RNA, 4044 nt
Organism: Myodes glareolus (Bank vole)
Lineage: Eukaryota; Metazoa; Chordata; Mammalia; Rodentia; Cricetidae
Source: RefSeq, a predicted model, not a curated record